UACGCCGACGUCGUUUCGAAGUGCUGGUCCCGGCGCCGAAGAGGAAAUCGUCUCUCAGCAAUUCCAGUUUUUUGCUUUCAUUCCUAUUUUGUGCUUUUGUGCUUUCAUUCCUAUUUUGAAUCGUGAUAUUAAGCGGAAUUUAUUGCACCGAUAAAAAUACAAUCUCUGUGACAUCUCUAAUUGCGCAAGUGAUGGUGGGCGACAUGUGGGUGGUAUCGGGCGCGCGUUUCGUUAGAGACGAUGUGGCCGAUAAGCGUUUAUUCAAGAUAUAAAUCGGAACGAUAACACGCACCGUUAUAUCGAGUGAGCCAAAGAACGCGCGGCGCGGAGCAUGACUUUUUGUCCGCAAUUGCAGUGUACUCGUCGCAAACGUGCGGCCAAAAUUUCAUCGCAAAAAAAAUUUUUGCCUCAUUUUUUUUCUUUUAAAUCGAUUUCUCUUUUAAAAUGACGAUGGGAACUACCACGACAGUGCGCGCUGAUGAGUCUUCGUCGAAACCACUUUUUGUUACUCUGCCGAAUAAAGAAAAGGAAGAGUACGUGUCGACUAACAUCAAGUCUUCCGGCUUGGAGGGCAAAGAAAGGAAACACUUUCAAUUUCUAAUCAGUUUGUGUGCUGCGCUGGGCGGCAUGCAGGCCGGUAUAACGCUCGGCUGGUCGUCACCGAUCUUGCCGUAUCUCACGUCAAAGGAGUCCUUCCUCCCCGAAUUAUCCGAUGAUCAGAUCUCGUGGAUAUCAUCCCUGCUGGCGUUGGGCGCCAUCGUGGGCGCCGUACCGGCCGGCAAGAUCGCCGAUCGACUCGGCCGAAAAUGGGCCAUCAUCCUGACAGCUGUGCCGUUCACGGCCUCCUGGCUCACUCUGGCGUUGACCGGAAACGUCGCCAGCAUAUACGCCGCCCGGUUCAUCGGCGGAAUCGGCGCCGGUGCAGCGUGCGUCCUCGUGCCGGUUUACGUCGGUGAAAUCGCCCAGGCGUCGAUUCGUGGCGCCCUGGGCGCCUUCUUCCCGUUGCUCUUCUCCUCAGGCAUCGUUUUCGCAUACGCAGUAGGCGCGUACUGCUCUUACGUAGUCUUCAAUGUCGCUUGCUGCGCGAUCCUGCUGCCGUUCGUCCUGGGCGCGUCUUUUAUGCCGGAGUCGCCGAUGUGGCUGAUACAGCGAGGCCGUAAAAUCCAGGCCGCCCGAGUCCUAACGAUUUUACGAGGACCUCAUUACGACAUCGCAAAGGAGAUAACUGUUCUUCAGGACGACGCAGACAGGAUGGUAAACGCAAAUGGUGGUUUCAAAGACCUCGUCGGGACCAAAGCCGGACGUCGAGCUGUUAUCACUUGCAUGGGACUUAUGGCUUUCCAGCAACUAUGCGGCGUGGACGCGGUUCUCUUCUACACAGUCAACAUUUUCCAAGCAGCCGACAGUACGAUCGAUCCCUUCGUGGCGGCAAUUAUCGUCGGAAUUACCGAAGUGUUGAUAACGCUAUUCGUUGCUGUUGUGAUCGACAGAUUCGGCCGAAAGCCGCUUCUAAUGAUAUCCGGCGUGAUGAUGACCGCUUGUCUAGGUGUCCUGGGCUAUUAUUUCAAGCUUAAAGACGGAGGAAGUGACGUUAGCGCCUUUGGCUGGCUGCCACUGACCAGUCUCGCUCUCUUCAACGUCGUCUUCUCAAUUGGUUACGGCUCCGUGCCGUUUGCAGUAAUAAGCGAGAUAUUUCCGCCGGAAACCAAAGGUGUUGCCAGCAGCAUGUCGAUCGUGGUGCACUGGAGUCUGGUGUUCAUCGUCACCAAACUGUUUCCCACCAUGGAGGACAAGAUGGGUCAGGCCGCGACUUUCUGGACGUUUUCAUUCUUCACCAUCACGUCUGUGGCUUUCGCGUACUUUGUAGUGCCGGAGACGAAGGGCAAAACGUUGCAAGAGAUACAGAGAAAACUCGAACGAAGACACUAAGUGAGAACGGAAUAUUCGACUGAGCGGGCCUGAUAAUCUCAGCACAGCUAGCAAAAACAUUCAUUGUCUUUCAUAGUUCAAACAUUCGGGCUUUUACAGUGACGAGAUUCGAAGCGGUGUUUCUAAAGCAUUAAGCUUCUUCGAAGUCGAUAAAGAUGUAUAUAUUACAUUGUUGAAAUUUUUUUUAACAAGAAUAUAUUAUAUUAUUUAUCUUGUUGUUAUAGAAUACAUGUUACCAUCUAGCAAAACUUUAUUAGAUUUUUUUUAUACAUAAUUAUUGUAUUGUAAAUUCAAAUAUUGUAAAUACAUAAUAUAUGUAUCUGCGUAACAAUCUCUGUCAAAUGCAUUUGAAAUAUCUUGCGAAAAAGUCGCGCACAGAGAUGUAAAUACGUGUAUGUAUGCGAUAAUCGAUAAGAGAAAUAUAAUAUCAAUAAC
This is a messenger RNA of Linepithema humile (Argentine ant), 2364 nucleotides long. Its product is annotated as facilitated trehalose transporter Tret1-like. Gene Ontology annotation, cellular component: membrane. Gene Ontology annotation, biological process: carbohydrate transport; transmembrane transport. Gene Ontology annotation, molecular function: sugar transmembrane transporter activity. The record is from RefSeq and is a predicted model, not a curated record. Lineage: Eukaryota; Metazoa; Arthropoda; Insecta; Hymenoptera; Formicidae.